AUGUCCUAUAGUGCGGAGGUUUCAGAAACUAUAAAGUGCUAAGUCCUAGACAAAGGUACUUGUUUGUGUAUGGCAAGAUAGUGAUAGUUUGCACUGAACAAUAUUCAAGUUCUACAUUCUUUUUACCAAGAUCGUAGCGCUGAUACACAGUUUUGUGUAUGCCUAUGCCUUUUAAUUUCUUUAAACUAUAGUUUGGAAAAUAUACAAUGCAAUGUAUGGUUAUUUUCUGGUGUCGAAUGCUGUUGUUGUUUAUGAUUACUGCAUGUGUCCUAUCCAACACCACUCCUCUCGGACAGUAUACAGGGCAAACCACAAGAGCUGCAGUACCAAGAACUACAUUACGACCGAAAACCACGUAUCCAACGACAACUCGUUCGAGGACGACUCCUCCUUCGGAUACUACCACUUUGUUUAAAGGUACAACGUCUUAUGCAGGGCAAACAACAACUUUUGAAAUACCAAAAACUACAUUACGGCCGACAACAACGCAUUCAAGGACAACUCUUUCGAGGACGACUCCUCUUUCGACAAGUACCCCUCUAAUUAGACGUACAACGUAUUUUCCAGGUAAAAGUGUUGUUGUCACAUUUUCAAUUACAAAUGUUGACGGUUCAGAAGCAGUUUUAACAGCCGAAUUGCUAGAUCCAAGCUCGGACGAAUUUAAGAGUUUAGAGCAAGAAAUUUGCACCUCGCUGAUUGAUCUAUACGGUAACGAUGAAGUUGCAGCUUGUUCAGUGUUGAGCUUUAGCGCAGGUAGCAUAGUUGCUAAUGCGCAACUCGAGCAGGCAACUGGGAGUACGACAUCUGAUGAGGAACUGCAAACGGAUCUCGUGACUGCAAUUGACAAUGCCGGAGGAAUGUUACCUGGAAGUACAUUAAAAGUUAAUUCGUCGUCGGUUUCUGUUCAAGGGCAAUCGACAACUGAGGCUGUACCAAAAACUACAUUACGACCGACAACCACGUAUCCAACGACAACUCGUUUGGGAACGACGACUCCUGCAACUACACCUUUCAUUGGACGUACAACGUCUUUUGCAGGGCAAACAACAACUGUCGCUGUACCAAGAACCACUUUACGACCGACAACCACGUAUCCAACGACAACUAGUUCGAGGACUACUCAUCCUCCAGCAACUACCACUUUGUUUAGACGUACGACGUCUUCUGCAAGGCAAACGACAACUGUCGCUGUACCGAGAACUACAUUACGACCGAUAACCACGUAUCCAACGACAACUCGUUUGGGAACGACGACUCUUGCAACUACCCCUUUCAUUGGACGUACAACGUUUUUAGCAGGGCAAACACCAACUGUCGCUGUACCAAGAACUACAUUACGACCGACAACCAAGUAUCCAACGACAACUCGUUUGGGAACGACGACUCCUGCAACUACCCCUUUUAUUGGACGUACAACGUCUUUUGCAGGGCAAACAACAACUGUCGCUGUACCAAGAACCACUUUACGACCGACUACCACGUAUCCAACGACAACUCGUUUGGAAACGAAUACUCAUCCACCAACUACCCCUCUAAUUAGACGUACAACAUCUUCUUCUGGGCAAACCACAAGUGCUGCAGUACCAAGAACUACAUUACGACGGACAACCACGUAUCCAACGACAACUCGUUUGGGAAUGACGACUCCUGCAAGUACCCCUUUCAUUGGACAUACAACGUCUUUUGCAGGGCAAACACCAACUGUCGCUGUACCAAGAACCACUUUACGACCGACUACCACGUAUCCAACGACAACUCGUUUGGGAACGAAUACUCAUCCGCCAACUACCCCUCUAAUUAGACGUACAACAUUUUCUUCUGGGCAAACAACAAGAGCUGCAGUACCAAGAACUACAUUACGACCGACAACCACGUAUCCAACGACAAUUCGGUUGGGAACGACGACUCCUGCAACUACCCCUUUUAUUGGACAUACAACGUCUUUUGCAGGGCAAACAACAACUGUCGCUGUACCAAGAACCACUUUACGACCGACUACCAUGUAUCCAACGACAAGUCGUUUGGGAAUGACGACUCCUGCAACUACCCCUUUCAUUGGACGUACAACGUCUUUUGCAGGGCAAACAACAACUGUCGCUGUACCAAGACCCACUUUACGACCGACUACCACGUAUCCAACGACAACUCGUUUGGAAACGAAUACUCAUCCACCAACUACCCCUCUAAUUAGACGUACAACAUCUCCUUCUGGGCAAACCACAGGUGCUGCAGUACCAAGAACUACAUUACGACCGACAACCACGUAUCCAACGACAACUCGUUUGGGAAUGACGACUCCUGCAACUACCCCUUUCAUUGGACAUACAACGUCUUUUGCAGGGCAAACACCAACUGUCGCUGUACCAAGAACCACUUUUCGACCGACUACCACGUAUCCAACGACAACUCGUUUGGGAACGGAUACUCAUCCGCCAACUACCCCUCUAAUUAGACAUACAACAUCUUUUUCUGGGCAAACCACAAAUGCUGCAGCACCGAGAACUACAUUACGACCGACAACCACGUAUCCAACGACAACUCGUUCGAGGACGAAUCCUCCUUCGGAUACUACCACUUUGUUUAAAGGUACAACGUCUUAUGCAGGGCAAACAACAACUGUUGCAAUACCAAAAACUACAUUACGACCGACAACCACGCAUUUAAGGACAACUCUUUUGAGGCCGACUCCUCUUUCGACAAGUACCCCUCUAAUUAGACGUACAACGUAUUUUCCAGGUAAAAGUGUUGUUGUCACAUUUUCAAUUACAAAUGUUGACGGUUCAGAAGCAGUUUUAACAGCCGAAUUGCUAGAUCCAAGCUCGGACGAAUUUAAGAGUUUAGAGCAAGAAAUUUGCACCUCGCUGAUUGAUCUAUAUGGUAGCGAUGAAGUUGCAGCUUGUUCAGUGUUGAGCUUUAGCGCAGGUAGCAUCGUUGCUAAUGCGCAACUCGAACAGGCAACUGGGAGUACGACAUCUGAUGAGGAACUGCAAACGGAUCUCGUGACUGCAAUUGACAAUGCCGGAGGAAUGUUACCUGGAAGUACAUUAAACGUUAAUUCGUCGUCGGUUUCUGUUCAAGGGCAAUCGACAACUGAGGCUGUACCAAGAACUACAUUACGACCGACAACCACGUAUCCAACGACAACUCGUUUGGGAACGACGACUCCUGCAACUACCCCUUUCAUUGGACGUACAACGUCUUUUGCAGGGCACACAACAACUACUGCAAUACCAAGAACUACAUUGCGACCAAAAACCACGUAUCCAACGACAACUAGUUCGAAGACUACUCAUCCUUUCGCAACUACCACUUUGUUUAGACGUACGACGUCUUCUGCAAGACAAACAACAACUGUCGCUGUACCAAGAACCACUUUACGACCGACUACCACGUAUCCAACGACAACCCGUUUGGGAACGAAUACUCAUCCACCAACUACCCCUCUAAUUAAACGUACAACAUCUUCUUCUGGGCAAACCACAAGUGCUGCAGUACCAAGAACUACAUUACGACCGACAACCACGUAUCCAACGACAACUCGUUUGGGAACGACGACUUCUGCAACUACCCCUUUCAUUGCACGUACAACGUCUUUUGUAGGGCAAACAGCAACUGUCGCUGUACCAAGAAGCACUUUAUUACCGACUACCACGUAUCCAACGACAACUCGUUUGGAAACGAAUACUCAUCCACCAACUACCCCUCUAAUUAAACGUACAACAGCUUCUGGGCAAACCACAAGUGCUGCAGUACCAAGAACUACAUUACGACCGACAACCACGUAUCCAACGACAACUAGUUCGAGGACUACUCAUCCUCCCGCAACUACCACUUUGUUUAGACGUACGAUGUCUUCUGCAAGGCAAACAACAACUGUCGCUGUACCAAGAACCACUUUACGACCGACAACCACGUAUCCCACGACAACGAGUUCGAGGACUACUCAUCCUCCCGCAACUACCACUUUGUUUAGACGUACGACGUCUUCUGCAAGGCAAACAACAACUGUCGCUGUACCAAGAACCACUGUACGACCGACUACCACGUAUCCAACGACAACUCGUUUGGGAACGAAUACUCAUCCGCCAACUACCCCUCUAAUUAAACGUACAACAUCUUCUUCUGGGCAAACCACAAGUGCUGCAGUACCAAGAAAUACAUUACGACCGACAACAAGGUAUCCAACGACAACUCGUUUGGGAACGACGACUCCUGCAACUACCCCUUUCAUUGGACGUACAACGUCUUUUGCAGGGCAAACAACAACUGUCGCUGUACCAAGAACCACUUUACGACCGACUACCACGUAUCCAACGACAACUCGUUUGGAAACGAAUACUCAUCCGCCAACUACCCCUCUAAUUAGACGUACAACAACAUCUUCUGGGCAAACCACAAGUGCUGCAGUACCAAGAACUACAUUACGACCGACAACAACGUAUCCAACGACAACUAGUUCGAGGACUACUCAUCCUCCUGCAACUACCACUUUGUUUAGACGUACGAUGUCUUCUGCAAGGCAAACAACAACUGUCGCUGUACCAAGAACAACUUUACGACCGACUACCACGUAUCCAACGACAACUCGUUUGGGAACGAAUACUCAUCCGCCAACUACCCCUCUAAUUAAACGUACAACAUCUUCUUCUGGGCAAACCACAAGUGCUGCAGUACCAAGAACUACAUUACGACCACCGACAACCACUUAUCCAACGACAAAUCGUUCGACUCCUCAUGUGACUACCCCUAUAAUUAGACGUACAACAUAUUCUGCAGGUGAAACUGUUGUUGUCACAUUUUCAAUUACAAAUGUUAACGGUUCAGAAGCAGUUUUAACCGCCGAACUGCUAGACCCAGGUUCAGACGAAUUUAAGAGUUUAGAGCAAGCAAUUUGCAAGUCGCUGAUUGAUCUAUAUGGAAGCGAUGAAGUGGCAGGUUGUUCAGUGUUGAGCUUCAGCGCAGGUAGCAUCGUUGCUAAUGCGCAACUCGAGCAGAGACUUGGGAGUACGACAUCUGGUGAGCAAUUGCAAACGGAUCUUGUGACUGCAGUUGACAAUGCCGGAGGAAUGUUACCUGGAAGUGCACUGAGUGUUGAUUCGUCAUCGGUUUCUGUUCAAGGAAUUGUUAUAUUCUGUCCAUCAAAUAUCAUUAAAACUUCCGGGACUAAUUUGAAUUACGCAAUUGUGGAAUGGAUGUACCCACUUGUCUAUGGAGGGAGUGGAACAGUAACUACAGAAGCAUCUCAUGAAUCUGGAUCAUCUUUUCUAAUCGGUGUUCAGAAAGUCAAUUACACGGCAACGGAUAAUAUAAGGCAACGUGCUGUGUGUUCUUUUGAAGUGACAGUUCUUGACAAAGAGUCACCGAGGAUUACAUGUCCUGCCGAUAUAGCAAAGAUGUUACAAGUAGGUAACGACAGCAUUGUUGUUAACUGGGACGCAGCGAAAGCCAGUGACAAUUCUGGGAGUGUGACUGUAACACCUUUUACGAGUAACACGCAUGCGCCAGGGGACUCGUUUGAGGAAGGUUCUUACGCUAUCAUGUACGUGGCAACUGAUGAUGUUGGACUAACUGCUGUUUGCACAUUUAACAUUCUUAUUAGUGGAGCUGUUUGUGACUCUAGCUACUUUGAAUGUCAGCCAUUGUGUUUGUCGAGAGAUCGUUUAUGUGAUGAAUAUCCUGAUUGUGCUGAUGCUGUCGACGAAUCGGAAGAAAUAUGUGGUUCCUGUGCAUCAGAUGAAUUUCGAUGUCCAAAUAGCUCUAGGUGUAUCCCAGAGUGCUUUGUGUGUGAUAGUUAUCCUUAUGAUUGUCUUGAUAAUGCCGACGAAGACCCAACGUUAUGUGCAGAAUUAUGCACAAUAGAUUCAUUAGCUAUACCUGAGCAUGUUAUAGUAAAUGGUGAAGAGUGCAAUUUUGAACCGGGGGAUAAUGCAACAUUUAGUUGUGAAGAAGGAUAUUCAUUGGUUGGUCACGCCACUGACGAAUGCUCUAAAGGAAACAUAAAUUUUCCUAAUUGUUACGCCGACUGUGAGAUGAUUGAUAUAGAAGGGAUUGAUGUCAGUGGAUCAUUUCUGCAUGCUACUCAUGUAGUAUUUUCUUGUGCAAGAGAUGGUUUUGAACUGACGCCAAGAUCGGCCACUAAUGCAACUUGUGUUGAUGGCUUGUACAUCGGGAAUAUUCCUCGAAGCUGUGAAGACAUUGAUGAAUGUACAAGAGGGAUUGCCAAUUGUGACUUACGUGCUGAGUGCCAAAAUACUGUAGGUGGAUUUAAUUGUAUAUGUCCAAGUGGCUACCAACUUAACACUUCAGAUGCAACCGUUUGCGAUGAUAUAAAUGAGUGCUUGAUGGAACCAUGCGCAGAUGAUGGAUCAAUUUGCAUCAACACUGAUGGAAGUUUCACCUGCGCCUGCACUGAUGGAUUUUUUGGAGAUGGAUUCACUUGCCAAGCCGAUUUCUUCUUUCGUUGGGGAAGUGAAUAUGGCGACUACAACUUAAGAGAUGUGGCAACAAAUCAGUUUACAGAGAAGAUCUCUCCAACAAUAAAACCAGCUAACGGGUUUCCUUUCUUUGACGAAUUUUAUUAUAGCUUAUAUUUUACUGAGAAUGGAGUAAUUGUUAUUUCUAAAGAAAAUGAAGUUAAGUAUGGAUUUUCUAACCCACCCACCGGAGGCUUUUAUGAUGGUUAUGAACAUAAAAUUAUCGCACCAUUCUGGGCUGAUACAGACCUUUCUGAUGAUAGAGUUGGCGAUGUAUACUACAAGGUUUACGAGAGCACAGAUCGUACUCGAGUUAGGAGAACAACUGAUCAUCUUGAAAUGUUGUCUGAAGCAUCAAAUCGUACAAGGACAUUUUUAGGAAAUAAUGCACUUCCAAAUAACUACCAAUUUGAAGCAAAUUGGAUGUUGUUGGUCACAUGGGAUCGAGUUCCACAAUAUCCUGUUGAAAAUAAUAUGGACAAGACAGCUACAUUUCAGGCUGCUCUCAUCACGGACGGUAUCUACAGUUUUGUAAUUUUUAAUUAUGAAAUUGGUGGCAUGAAAUGGAAUCCAGACAUUUUAUCUCAGAAGAAUCUGGUGAUAGGUUAUGGAGUAGGUGUAAACGGAGAGCUCGACAAUGCCCACUUAAGCAAUCAGUACUUCCCGACUGAGAAGUCAAGAUAUUUUCCAGAUUCAACCGGCAACACAGGCUUAGAGGGCCAGUGGUUCUUCAGACUUGAAAAUCACAAUGAAAUGACAUUUAACUAUCGACAAUAUUGCAUGGACUGGAGGCUAGACGAAGAUGACAGGUUGUUAUGGUUAGAUAGACUUGGAACUUGCCCUUGUUCUUUACGUCAAGGUUCAAAUGAUCUUGGAUUUGGAAAUGGAAGACGUGGGCGUCGGGGAAGAAGUAUGGAUGCCAAUGGUGGUGGAGGACGACCCCUCUCAUCCAAUCUUCUUAAUGCAAUUGACGACCUGGAUGGAUCUCCAUUUUGCCUUCAAACUCAAGUCUCCUCCGCUUCAGGGGCCGGGAUGAGGUGUUGUUACAGAGGGGACGGGUCACUCAUUGAGGGUUAUGAAAGUGAUGUAUUUGCUAGCAGCUUUGUAGAAAGACACCAGUUUGUUGAAGGACGGUAUUUCAGUUUCUGGGCGUUUGUUUCUUGGUUCUAUGACGAUCUAAUCCCACGAUAUUUUUGCUGUGAGAGGUCAAACGAUCCUUAUUACUGUGACCUUUAUGCGCAAGUGAGACCAAAGGGCACAUGUAGUGGCUAUCUUCCUCCACAUACUGGUUGGAUGUUUGGUGACCCUCACUUGCGAACUCUUGAUGGAUUUGAGUACACUUUUAACGGGCUUGGUGAGUUUAUUCUGGUGGCGGUAGAUGACGUACCGUUUGUGCUUCAAGGUAGGAUGGAAAUUCCUAAAACAGACGACGAAUCGGUUCAGGCAACCGCGUUUACAGCAUUUGCAGCUCAAGAAGGAGAUGCCACAAAGGUACAAAUGACUCUCAAUGCUAAUUCAACAGACUUUGAUAUAUUGGUUAAUGGAAGCUAUUAUAUCAAUAAAUCAAGUCUUGCCGAAGGUCCGUUUGUUCCACCAUCUGAUCCUGGCUUUAUCAUAAGUUUGCCCACUGGAAAUACGACUGGAAAUCGCAUAAUUGCUUCAUGGAUUUCAGGAAUAUCUAUAUCGGUUGGCUUAACAGGACCUGUAUUAGAUGUUGUAUUUUCGGCUCCUGAGAUAUUUAAAGGGAAAACUAAAGGAUUAUAUGGCGUUUGGAAUGACGAUAUAAGCGAUGAUCUGACAUACCCAAACAACACAAUAAUGCCAAUACCGAGUAACCAGUCCUUGUCGGAAAGUUCAGCAUUCGAUUUUGGUAUUACAUGGCGAACAACAAACCAAUCCACUCUAUUCGUGUAUGGUGAUGAUUCAUCAUGGGAAACAUUUAAUAACUUAACAUUUAGGCCGUUAUUCCUGGAAGAUCUAGUGGAAAAGUACGCAAAUACGGCACUAUAUCAAGACGCAGUUGACGCAUGUGGGGAUGACAGCAUGUGUUUGUUUGACGCAUUGGCAACGAAUGAUGUGUCGUUUGGUGUCAGUUCGAAGGCAACUAAUGAAAACAACAACGAAAACGCACAGGAACUAGCAAAUUUUCCACCAAACAUAACUAGUGUAUUUGCGAUUACUCCGGCCGGUUCACUCACUGAUUCAAAUCGGCUGCAUGCUGUUGUCGGAACAUCCUAUACACUUCAAAUCGAUGUCUUUGAUCCGGAAGAUGAUCCUAUAACAUUUGGACUUGAGGACAGCGUACCAGGUGCCGGGAUUGACGAAGAUGGUGUAUUCUCAUGGACACCAGCAAACACUGAUGGUGUGAAGAUUACAUUUAUUGCUAUGGACAACCAAGGAGCUGCAUCAGCCUAUCCACUGGAGGUUAUUCUUUGUGAAUGUCACAAUGGCGGUGAAUGUGACUUCGAUACUCUUGUUGAUGGAUCUGAUAUUCUCAAUAACCAAUUUGCCGUGUCAGAAUGCCAAUGCUUACCUGCAUGGACUGGUAGCAAUUGCAGUGAAGACUACAACGCAUGUCUAGAUCAACCGUGUUAUCCUGGUGUGAUCUGUACUGACGAAGUAGCACCAUCAUCGAAUGCGACUUGUGGCGACUGUCCUGAUGGAUUAGUUGGAUCAGGGUUUAAAUGUUAUGAUUUUGAUGAGUGUAUUGAGGGGGUAGCAUCCUGUGAACAAAUGUGUACCAAUACAUUGGAGUCUUAUACAUGUAGUUGUACAGAUGGAUAUGAUUUGGAUGAUGAUGGCAUUCAAUGUAAUGACAUUGAUGAAUGUGUAUUGAUGACAGACGAUUGCAGUGACAAUGGUAUAUGUGAUAAUAUACCAGGAUCUUACAACUGUACAUGCCAAAACGGAUACAGUGGAAAUGGACAAACAUGCAAUGAUAUAAAUGAAUGCGGAUACAUUGAAAGCCCAUGUGAUGAUAAUGCAGACUGCAGCAAUAUUGAUGGUUCUUAUAUCUGCCAAUGCAUUAAUGGUUAUGAAGGCGAUGGGAAAGCAUGUCAAGAUGUUGACGAGUGCAAUCGUUCACUGGACACAUGUGAUCUGAAUGCUGACUGCUUGAAUACAGAGGGAUCCUUCACGUGUACUUGCUCCUCCGGAUGGACUGGAAAUGGCACUUCUUGUAAAGAUGUAGAUGAAUGUGAAGUUACCAGUACUUGCAAUUCUCGGUCUUCAUGUACCAACACUCCUGGCAGUUUCAUUUGUAGCUGCCCUGAUGGAUUCGCAGGAGACGGAGCAACAUGCAUAGAUAUUGACGAAUGUAGCACUGGUAGCCAUAACUGCUCUGAUGGGGCUAUGUGCCUUAACAAUAACGGCGGUUUUACGUGUCCGUGUAGAGAAGGCUACAAUCUGACUGCCGGGAUGUGUCUAGAUGUUAAUGAAUGUGAAGGGAAUGUGGAUGUCUGUGAUGCAAACGCAAAUUGUGAAAAUACUGUUGGAAGUUUUAUGUGUAUCUGCUACGAAGGAUACGUACAAAAAGAUGGCGCGUGUCAAGAUAUUGAUGAAUGUGAACUUGAUAUUGACAACUGCCAUCAACUGUGUAAUAACACUGAUGGAAGUUUUAUGUGUUAUUGCGGUACAAAUUAUGAAUUAUCAAAUGAUACUGUGUCUUGUGAACCGAUAACUGGCGCAGAGUGUAUAUUUGAUCCAUGUGUCAAUGCAUUUUGCUCCAUGAAUGGAAUGGAUAUCAGUUGUCUUUGUCAACCGGGUUAUGAACAAAUUGAGGGGAACAAUACGCACUGUCAAAAUAUUAAUGAAUGCGUUGUAGGAACUGACAACUGCGAUGAUGCAUACGGGUCGUGCAUUGAUCUGGAUGGAUCCUACAACUGUUCAUGUAACAAUGGCUAUCAACUUAAGCAGGACCAAAGGACAUGUGAAGCCUUAGCCGAUGGGAACCGUCCGUCUCAACAUUUGUGCAUUUUAUAUCUUUAUAUAGAUGUUGACGAAUGUGAUCAUAUUCGGCUAUAUUGUUCUGGAAACGAGACUUGUGAUUAUGAAGUUUGCAGUGACGAUGGCUUUUGCACUAAUACAGACGGUUCUUAUACAUGUGAAUGUUAUGAUGGCUUUACUGGCACAGGUGUAAUAUGUUUUGAUAUCAACGAGUGCUCUGAUACGCCAUGUGAUUCCAUGGCAACUUGUGCUAAUGUUCCAGGGAGUUACGUCUGCACAUGUGCAAAUGGAUUCGAAGGCGAUGGAAUAGCAUGUGAAGAUAUUAAUGAAUGCAACGAGACCAAUAGUUGCACCGAGAAUUCCGAAUGUACAAACAUCCCUGGAUCCUACCAGUGUAACUGUAUUGAUGGCUUUCGUGGAAAUGGAUUUUCAAGUUGUGUGAAUAUUGAUGAAUGUGCUGAAAACACGCACGAUUGCCAUGCGCAGGCGACGUGUAAUGACACUCAAGGGUCGUACUCGUGCUUAUGUAAUGAUGGAUUCAAUGGAACUGGUAUCAUCUGUGAAAAUAUUAAUGAAUGUUCUUUGGGAGAAAUUAAUGACUGCGAUGAAAAUGCUUCAUGUAUGGACUUAAUCGGAUCCUAUUUUUGCACCUGCAAUGAAGGCUUUAUUAACGAAGAAGGUGGAAGUGCAACAUAUGGAAAGUGUACAGAAAUUAAUGUAACAACGAUUGCCGGGCCAACCACGUCAGCAAAUGUAACAACAGUUGAUGGCCCAACCACAGCAUCAGAUUUAACAACGGUUGCCGGGCCAACCACGUCAGCAGUAACAACAGAUGAUGACCCAACCACAGCAGCAGAUGUAACAGAUACCGAUCCAACCACAUUAGCAGAUGUAACAACAGAUGCCGAACCAACCACAUCAGCAGAUGUAACAACAGAUGCCGAGCCAACCACAUCAGCAGAUGUAACAACAGAUGGCGAGCCAACUACAUCAACAGAUGUAACAACAGUUGCGGAGCCAACCACAUCAGCAGAUGUAACGACAGUUGCCGAGCCAGCCACAUCAGCAGAUGUAACAACAGAUGCCAGACCAACCACAUCAGCUGAUGCAACAACACAUGCUGUGUCAACCACAUCAGCUGAUGCAACAACACAUGCUGUGUCAACCACAUCAGCAGAUGUAACAACAGUUGCCGAGCCAACUACAUCAGCAGAUGUAACGACAGUUGCCGAGCCAGCCACAUCAGCAGAUGCAACAACAGACUCCGGGUCAACCACAUCAGCAGAUGUAACAACAAAUUCCAGGUCAACCACAUCAGCAGAUGUAACAACAAAUUCCAGGUCAACCACAUCAGCAGAUGUAACGACAGUUGCCGAGCCAGCCACAUCAGCAGAUGUGACAACAGAUGCCGGGCCAACCACAUCAGCAUAUGUAACAACAGAUGCCGAGCCAACCACAUCAGCAGAUGUAACAACAGAUGCCGGGCCAACGACAUCUGCAGAUGUAACAACAGAUGCCGGGCCAACCACAUCAGCAGAUGUAACAACAGACGCCAGACCAACCACAUCAGCUGAUGCAGCAACACAUGCUGUGUCAACCACAUCAGCAGAUAUAACGACAGGUGCCGAGCCAGCCACAUCAGCAGAUGUAACAACAGCAGGCGAGCCAACUACAUCAGCAGAUGUAACAACAGUUGCCGAGCCAACCACAUCAGCAGAUGUAACGACAUUUGUCGGGCCGACCACAUCUGCAGAUGUAACAACAGGCGGCGAGCCAACUACAUCAGCAGAUGUAACGACAUUUGCCGGGCCAACGACAUCUGCAGAUGUAACAACAGAUGCCGGACCAACCACAUCAACAGAUGUAACAACAGAUGCCAGACCAACCACAUCAGCAGAUGUAACAACAGUUGCGGAGCCAAUCACAUCGGCAGAUGCAACGACACUUUCCGAGCCAGCCACAUCAGCAGAUGUAACAACAGAUGCCAGACCAACCACAUCAGCUGAUGCAACAACACAUGCUGUGUCAACCACAUCAGCACAUGUAACAACAGAUUCCGGGUCAACCACAUCAGCAGAUGUAACAACAGUUGCCGGUUCAACUACAUCAGCAGAUGUAACAACAAUUGAUGGGCCAACCGCAUCAGCAAAUAUAACAACAGAUUCCGGGUUAACCACAUCAGCAGCUGUAACAACAGUUACCGAGCAAACUGCAGCAGCAGAUGUAACAACAGAUAAUAACCCACUCACACAGGCAGACAUAACAAGUGCCGGGCCGACAACAGCAGCAGCAGGUGUAACAACAGUUAAUGCUCGAACCACUAAAGUACCUAUAACAACAGCAGCCAUGCUAACCACAACAGUGGCUGUAACUGCAGUUGUUGAGUUAACAACAUCAGAAAAGCUUGCAACAAGUGAUGGGUUAACCACAACAGUAGAUGUUACAACAGCUGCUGCCUCAACUACAGCAGCAGCUGUAACAAAAGGGGUUAUACCAACCACAGCAGGGGGUAUAACAACAGGUACUAGGUCAACCACCACAGCAGAUGUGACAGCAGUAGAUGUUACAACUACAGCAGAAGCUAUAAUAACAGUGGCCAGGCCAACCACAUCAGCAGAUGUAACGACAGAUGAAAGUUUCGGAGUACAGAUGACGAUAACAAGUAUCGGUGGUCAAGAGGCACAAUAUUCAGAUGAGUUAUCAGAUCGAACCAGUGAUUUGUUUAUAGAGUAUGAGGAUUCGAUAUGUAGUGCUGUUACAAGAAUAUAUGACGAAAGUGAUGAAAUAUCCAGGUCUACCCAAAGUUGCUCUGUUCUGGAAUUUUUGUCUGGAAGCAUAAUUGCAAAUGUUGAAGUAAUAUUUCCUGAAAACACCGCUACUACUGACAACCUUCAACUUGUGCUGACUAAUUCAAUUGAUAAUUCAGGUGGUUCACUACCCAACACAGAUUUCGCAGUUGAUGUUUCUUCAGUUACUGUUGAACAACGAGUUACUUGUGAAACUGAUUAUUGCGAAAAUGGGGGAACUUGUGAUGACAGUGAACAACCACCGAAAUGCGCAUGUCAAGAAGGCUACAAUGGCAACAAGUGUCAAAACAAAAAAACGGAUACGGUGAUUUACAUAAUCAUUGGUAUUUCUGCCUUUAUUGUAUUGGUGCUGCUUACCGUUUUCAUUGCCUUCAUCAUAUCUGUGGUUAACAAACGUCGAAGACAUCAAAGCGACUUGUUUUAUAAAACGUCGUUUCGUGACGAUGACACAGCAUCCGAGUCCUCCGAAAAGAUGGCUCAUUACCAAAAUAGAAUCUUUUAUACCUCAGAUCGAGAUGAUGAUGGGUAUAACAGUUUUAGAAGCUAUAGUAGAAAUAUAAUGCGGCCUUAUGUUGUAUCAGGAACUGAAGGCAUGGGUCGUUAUUACACCGAAGGAAGACCAAAUAAUGGUGAUGGCGUUGUGUGGGAUAGUUACCAAGGGAAGAAUUUCAACCGACAUUAACUCGUCAACAAAUUGUGAUAAGCAGUCAUGGUGUAUAGUAAACGAAGUGACUCAUUUGUUGUUUGAGGAUCUGAAUUGUAUUUACAUAAAUUAAUAUUUAACUGUUUGUUCAGUCAUGUUUUGUGUUUAACAAUUGUUAAUCCUAUUUAAGUAUUUUACUACCGACCGGUCACGUCUAUUUGGUGUUUUUAAUAUUACAAUAAAGUAACGGAAGGUUUAUUUAACUUUUCAAUACUACUUGCAAAACUUAUAUUACAAGUAUAUAUAUUUUUAAUUCCAUGCUUCAUAAUUAUGAAAGCACUAUGUACAGAACAUUUCGAGAUUGUGUAAUGAAGAACUGCGAGUUAGAUUCCGAGAGAUAUACUGUAAUAGUAUAGGGCCAAAUUUGGAUAUUUCUUCCAAUAUUGUUUUUUAAUCAUCAAUAUCGAUAAAAACAUCAGGCCUAUGGAACUUUCUAUUAAAACAUCUACAGGACUAGGCUAGGCCUUACAUCAAUGUUUAAUGGAGAAAUAUCGAGAUUUUAAUGAAACGUCAAUCACGAUAAAACAAUUAUAUUCUA
Molecule: messenger RNA, 14466 nt
Organism: Anneissia japonica
Lineage: Eukaryota; Metazoa; Echinodermata; Crinoidea; Comatulida; Comatulidae
Exons: 79
Coding region: 207-13907 (4566 amino acids)
Biological process (GO): cell-matrix adhesion
Cellular component (GO): membrane
Molecular function (GO): protein binding; calcium ion binding
Source: RefSeq, a predicted model, not a curated record